Molecule: messenger RNA, 3801 nt
Organism: Malassezia vespertilionis
Lineage: Eukaryota; Fungi; Basidiomycota; Malasseziomycetes; Malasseziales; Malasseziaceae
Exons: 1
Coding region: 1-3801 (1266 amino acids)
Biological process (GO): endoplasmic reticulum to Golgi vesicle-mediated transport; protein localization to phagophore assembly site
Cellular component (GO): cytoplasmic vesicle; phagophore assembly site; TRAPPIII protein complex
Source: RefSeq, a predicted model, not a curated record
AUGGAAGCGGAGCGCUCCGUGUACAGAGCGCUGUGUCCACGCAUCGCGGUACUGGAAAGUGAAGAUGUGACGCAUAUAGCCGAAGGGAAUGGGCUGCGCAACUUGACCGAGCUUCUCCGGCCAUUUGAGGCGCAUACACACAAUGGUACGUACCGCCAACCUCUGACCAAAGUCGCAGUACGCACCUCGCAGCUUGUGUCGCGCACCUAUACCAACUUCUUUGUGCGUUUUGAGACGCCUGCUGCGUUCUUCAUUUCUAGUGAUGGCGCGGAGCCUGGGACGCUGGACAAUUUCCUCGACCAGGUUCAGACGCGUCUUCGCGCGCACGGACAGGCGCUCAGCGGCACGAUCCCUUCGCUUGUGCAUGACCACGCGAUGGAUGCGGACGGGCGCGCUGAAAAAGAAGCAUACGGGCGAGCAUCGCAGCCAUGGUUUUCUGAUAUUGCAGAGUACCUGUACCGGUACAGGCCCAUGCGCUCGUACGAUAGCUUUUCUCAUCCGCAAGCCGUGAUCCUUGCAGUCUCCUCCUCCAACCCUGACCCGAUGAAUGCAUUUGCACGACUGUACCAAGAAACGAGCACGGGUAUGUUUGCGGAGGAGAACGUGUUGCGGUGUUACUUGGUCCUACACGAUACCAAAAAAGAGGGCAAUGACAAGCAGCGAUCCAUGGCGCUUCUGCAAGAGGUCAAGAAGACAUACGGCUUGCAAUGUGCAAUGCUUGCACUUAACAGCGCGUCUGCACCUGAUCCAGCCGUCCAAGCGCUUUUUGCACAGGAAAGUAACGCUGCGGACAGCCGCGGCGCGUUUCCUGCCGCACCCGACGCGCUCGCAAAGUUCUUGUCGGGAAACGACAAGGACCAAAUCCAAGCAUACGUGCGCGAACUCGUUGUGAAAAGCAUGGUGCCGUACAUGGAGCGGAGCAUACAGCGAUUAAACGAGCAAGUCGGGCACUCGCGUCGUGGUUUUACCGCCAAGCUCUUUGGCGCCGGCCGCAAACUUUUCAGCACACGCAGCGCGGAUACGGCACAUUCCGCGCAUAGAUAUGAUGUGGAGACGCAUACCUACUCUCCUAAUACGAUCACUUCGCAGACGCGGCGCUUGGCGGAUCUCGCAUUUUACAUGCAGGAUUUUAUGCUCGCCUCAGAAAUGUACGACGCUACUCGUCGCGACGCACAAGUGGACCAUGCCGUGGAGUACAGUGCUGCUGCUGCGGAAAUGGUGUGUAUUACAAAGCUGCUUGAGGCUGCGGCCGCCCAAGUGCGGCCGCCGCCGAUGGAUCCUCUGUUUUACGCGUGCUGUGACGAGUACCUUCACACUCCGAGCGGCCAUUUGUACGCACUACGCGCCACAUUCCUCUAUACCAGCGCGCAAAAAAUGCUCAGCAACGAGCUGAGCGUUGCACAUGCGCUUAUCCAUGCCGCAUCCUUCACAGACGAGGUGCUGCGGGGCGCAGUACUCGAGCAGGCAUCGUUCGCGUACCUCUGCCUUCCCACACCGCUGGAGCGCAAAAGUGCCUCUACGCUGUUGCGUAGUGCGGGCUCGUACGAGGCGUGCGGACAAAAGACGCUCUCAUUGCGCGCCUACCUCUCCGUACUUGCUUUUUACCGAAACCGCGCGUGGCCGGCAAUUACCGAUCAUGUUCUUUACAAAUUGGCGCUCCAGGCUCACAAUGCAGGCCACGCACUCGAUGCCAUUUCCUACCUUGUCCAGCUCUUGCACGGUGGCUCGAAAUGGAUGGCUGAGCGCGACGAAGAAGUCGUUCGCGAGCUGUUGAAUGUGUACAAGUAUGCGUCCGAAGAGGCCCAUGGUCCUUACGAAAUUUCGUUCCAGACACCGAUCUGGAGCGUGGCCGAUGCGUGGAUCGCGACCAUGGGCGGGCAAAUGCCGCGCUUUUUUGACCUGGAAGCACAGAUUGCUGCGCAUAAAAUUCGCCUCGGUGACAAUACACAUAUAGCGGGUAUCGAGGAGACAUUUACCGUGCACCUUACCGCGACGAAUCCGCUGCACACGCGCCUGUCCAUUUCAAACGUGCGCUUGUACUUCUCAGGCAUGCAAGAGGCGGCUGCGUCUGACGAGACUGGAGACAUUGCGCUCGAGGCGCAGGAAACGCGACGCAUUUCUAUACACGCGAGGAUUGCACUUCCUGGUGCGUAUCGCCUCGAGCGCAUCACAUUCCGGCUCGGUGGUACUGUGCUCGUCAUGCAAUCGAUGCAAAAGCGGGGUCCGCGUCUCCAAUGCACAAAGGAGCAGCGCAUUACACCUGCCUACGCGCCCGACGAGACAUUGACUGUCCAGGUCUGCGAGCAUGUGCCUCGUCUUGCGAUAGACUUAUGCAAGCUUCCGGAAAAAGCGUAUGCAGGACAGCGCUUGAGCUUGAUCUUGGGUCUGUCCAAUCCGAGCCCCGCGCCAUUAUCGCACUUGGCAUUGGCGUAUGCGCCGAAUGAAAUGGUGCUGGGCGUGCCAGAGGCACAAGAUGGCGAUUCCAUACAGGUACCUGCUGCACUAGCACGACCCAGCGUGCAUUCAGCUAGCGUUGCAUCCCUUGCGCCAAGCAGCUCAGAGACGCUUACCUGUGCAUUGCAUACGAUGGAACAAGGCACACUGCACCUGAAAUGGCUCUUUGUGUAUCAAAAUAGGCGCGGAGAAUAUUUUCAGAGCGCUUGCGAGCACAUACUUGAGGUGCUUCCUGUGCUUGCUGCCACGACCAAGAUCCGAUAUACCCCACCGGGCUACCUUGUCUAUUUGGCGCUGGAAAACCAGAGCGAUGAACCGAUUCGUAUUCCGAGCAUUACCUGUGCUAGCGAGCUGUAUGCUGCAAUACCACAAACACUGCCUUGCAGCGAUGCACUGCAGCCCGGCGCGCGAUUUACCACAGCACUCCGCUUUGCGCCACUGCCGCACAUCCAGGCGGAUGUGAUGCUGCCACAUGCGCUGCACACGCUGCGGCCAUUCCUUGGCAUGCAGCCCGAAGCGCUGCCUGCACGCUCCAUUUGCUUUACACAAACGCGUGUCUGCAGUGUCAGCGACGCACCGCAGUCUGGCUCUUUAUUCCAGUGCCCGUCUUUGUACGCACGCUGUCGAAGUGCUUGGCGUUUGCGUACACUCGCGCAUACGUACGACUUCCUCCCUGUAUCUGUCCGUGCAGACACUUUUUCCGUGCUCGAGUCGAAUGAGCUAGACUUGCUUGUAGCGUGGGUUUCGCCUUCCCAGCACGGCCAAUUGUACCUCCCAGGCACGCGUCUUGGGCUUCGUGCAGACACAGCACAAAGCUUUGAGGCACUCGCGGCGCUUGGAAAAAGCAGCGGUGCCAACAACAUGUACGAGGAAACGACGCGUGAAAGGCAAGCGAUUCUUGCCAAGCUCCGUCGUUCGCCGCUCUUUGCGUACUCGAUGCCGUUGCAGCUCGAUGUGCCCACCAAACACAUCUCGCACGACUUUUUCACUGGCCCCAGUGUUUUGGCGGCACCCGUGACGCUACAGCUUGCCAACGCGUCGCCAUUGUGGUCUCUUUCCUAUACACUGCGUCUACUUCCGGCCGGUGCGAUCGAAAAAGGCGUCAAACUUCCUGUAGCGCCGUGGCUCAACGCUACCGUGCUGCGUGGGACCAUUGCGCCUUGGUCCGUCGCUUCUGUUGAGACAAGUACAAUCGUGACCGCUGCGGGAACGUACCAGCUCGGCGAUUAUGCAAUGGAUGUAGUGCUGCAUGUGGACAAGCGCAUUGUGCACACAUUUUCUCACGCAGCAGCGAGCCACGGCGUUAUUGUGGUAUCGCAACUUACCAGCGUGCAUCCUCCGUUGUAA